UUAUACGGAAUUGCCUGAAGACAAUCAUCACUGAUUUUUGCAUUUAUUCAUUUUAUAACCUAACGAAAAAUGUAACCGUGUUCAGCUAUCCUCAAAUCGUAUUGUUAUGGAUUUAUUAUGAUUAUCUCAAAGUGUGUGUUCUGUUGAAAACGGUCCUGACGUAAGAAAAGAAACUAUGUUGAAAAUUGUGCUAUUAUUAUGUUGUCUUACAAGGGGGACAUUUGCCACACUCAAAGUAUUUCACCUAAAGGAAACUAAAAAUGAUGCAGAAUUGUACUGUGAAAGUAUAAGUGGAGCAUUGCUAAGUUAUGGGACUGAAUUUAUAAAUGCUGCUAGAUCUUGUUCUGUAACUGAUGUCUUGACUAAUAAACCAUGGUCUCUAGAUUAUGGUUGUUUUAUUGUGAAAGAAGCAGAAAAGGAAACAAUGAUUACAAACAACCAUUUAGCAAACUGCGUUUCAUUCUGUUCAGAUAAGGCGUUUGACUAUAUUGGCGUUCAGGUAAACAAGUGUUAUUGCUAUAAUCAUUUGGUUGGUGGCACUCCUGCAGGCAACUGUGAUGCUAUAGAUUGUCCUGGAAAUUCUAAGGAAAAAUGUGGCGUCAAUCAUAUGAUUGUGUACAGACAAGUAUCUACUUUACCACAGUUUGAAUGUCAGUAUGUUGUCUUUAGUGCAGACAAAUAUGAAAUGCUUAAUGGAGAUUGUAGUAUUCCGAGGAACUUCAUUUGUCAAGUUGGCGAUACAUCUGGUAUAGAAUGUAUCGGGUCCAGCAUAACCACGGACAUUCCAGAGUCCUCCUCAAAUGGAGCAGAUAUUGAAACUAAAAGUUUAGUUGCUGAGAGUGGUCCCAGUCUAGGUGUUAUCAUAGCUAUUAUGCUAUGUAUAUUUCUGGCUAUAGUAGUUGUGCUAGCUAUUGUGUUCUUUAAGUUAAGGAAGAAAAGACGACAAAAGGAAGAUAGACUCCAUAUUCACAUGACAAACCAUGAUAACAAUGAUGAAUUUAUCAACGCUUUCAGAGAACAACCGGGUUAUCACAAUGUUGACUUGGGAAUUCGUGACCCUGUACCAAUUGUUGCUUUUGGAGGCGAUGGUGUCGAUCUUGACAGGGAACCUGCUAAGGAACCUGUCUAUACGGCUGUGCACAAGAACAAUAAGGACAACCGGAAGACAAGUAACAUUGAUACGCAUGUGCCUGAACCAGCUUAUGAUGAAGUUUAUCAACCAUCAAAUUCAAAUAAUAACGUUGAAGAAAAUCAUAAUUUCCGUCAUGCUCGAAGGUUUCAGAACGGAAACGUAGAUGGUUCCUAUGUUGGACUGCGUAAACCUGGAGAUACAAACCGUACCAAUAGCAUGACCAUUAAUACCAAUCAACACGUUCCGAAUGAUUUAUCGCAGAAUAAGAUUUUUCGAAACAACCAAAAAAGACACGGGUCCUUAGAUGAUGACUUGUAUUAAAUAGUUAAUAAAUAAAAAUAUUGAAAAGAACUGGAUGUACAAUUGACACAUUGUGUCUACUUUUCCAUUUAAAGUGAUGAAGAUAUGAAUACAAAAAGUGCUUUUGAUUUGUAGUUUUUUUUAGUUUUUCUUUUUAAACAAAUGCUAUAUCUAUAUUAUAAUUUUAUAUAUCA
This is a messenger RNA of Mytilus californianus (California mussel), 1626 nucleotides long. RefSeq lists its product as uncharacterized. The transcript has 8 exons. NCBI's taxonomy places the organism in Eukaryota, Metazoa, Mollusca, Bivalvia, Mytilida, Mytilidae. Bases 176 to 1453 code for a protein of 425 amino acids. The record is from RefSeq and is a predicted model, not a curated record.